This is a messenger RNA of Prunus armeniaca (apricot), 243 nucleotides long. NCBI's taxonomy places the organism in Eukaryota, Viridiplantae, Streptophyta, Magnoliopsida, Rosales, Rosaceae. The record is from the annotation of a GenBank genome assembly.
AUGGCGGCGAGCGUGGCCGUGGUGCAGGGCCCUGCCGACCAGGGGCCUAAGUGGACAUCCGGUCUUAAAUCCUUCCAGCUAAGCAGGAGGAGAUGCUUGGGUGGUGCCGGGGACGCUUCGGAUCUCCGCCCAUUGUCCGGCGCGGUCGGGUCGGGUUUCUCCCAAGUUUGUGAGGAGAGACGGAACCAGUCCGACGAGUCUAUCCAAAAAGUCAUGUACUUGAACUGCUGGGGUCAGGGCUGA